GGCGUCUUCUUCCUCCUCCUUCUGCUCUCGGGCUCCCCACACACACACGAUCGAUCGAUCCUUCGCCCAUUCCGUCCCCUCGCCUGGCCUGGGCUGGAUGGCGUCUCCCCCGCCCUUCGACAUCUGCGACGGCCUCGACGACGACGAUGAACCCGCCACCGCCAUCCCCACUGAUCCUCAUCCGCCCGCCGUCGCCCCCACGCCCAACGGCCUCAACGACCGCCUCCUCCGCCUCACACGCACCCGCCCGCACCCCACCCAAAACCCUAACCCUCUUCAACCGCCGCCUCCGGAAGCUGCUGCCGAAGAAGCCAGGAUGGUCAAGCUCGCCGGCCGCCGCCGCCUAUGCAAGCUCUCCGACUUCGCCACCGCCCAGGAAAAGGAGGAGGAGGAGGAGGACGGCGACAGCAUCCGCGACAUCCUGGACGACCUCACCACCCGCCUCGACUCUCUAUCCGUCCACAAGCCCAACCCCGCAAGGCCCACAACGCAGCAGCUCGCCCCUGUGCCAUGCGCCAUUCCCACUGACCCAGAUGACGAGAGCACCGAGGAUGCCCAUGGGAACGCCUCCUCGCCCCUUCAAGUUUAUGGCACCAAGCAUGGCGAGGAGGAGGAAGGAACACCAACAGGUUAUGCUGUUAAGCAUGUAAGAAGGAAGGCAUUGCCAAGGAGGGCGCCCAAGGCCUCGACAUUUCGGAAUUAUGAUGACGAUGACUUGGGGAAGGAGAAGGAAAACUGCAGAGUUGUUGACAACGACGCUGAGGAUGUUGGCUGGGAGAAGACGGAGGACUUCAAGAUGGAGCCAACUGGAAGUGGGGCAACAUCCAAGCCUUACAAACUCCCAGGAAGUAUAUUCGAGAUGCUUUACCUUCACCAGCGUGAGGGCCUCCAAUGGCUUUGGGUUCUGCACUGCAGGGGAACUGGAGGGAUCCUAGGGGAUGACAUGGGCCUCGGCAAGACCAGGCAGGUUUCUGCAUUCCUAGCUGGACUGUUUCAUUCUCGUCUUGUCAAGAGAGUACUCAUUGUUGCCCCAAAGACACUCUUAAAUCAUUGGAGCGAUGAGCUUAAGCUUGUGGGCCUUAAAGAGAAGAUCAGAGACUACUUUGGCCACAACACUAAUAUCCGUAAUGAUGAGCUUCAGUAUGCCUUCAAGGAGGGUGGUGUUCUCCUAACAACCUAUGACAUUGUCCGUAACAAUUACAAGCUCAUAAGAGGUAACUCCUACAACAGUGAUUAUGACGAUGAGGACGAAACAUUGUGGAAUUAUGUCAUUCUUGACGAGGGGCAUCUUAUUAAAAACAAUAAGACACAAAGGGCCCAAAGUUUAUUUGAAAUGCCCUGUGCUCGUCGCAUUGUCAUCACUGGAACACCCAUACAGAACAACUUGAAGGAACUGUGGGCUCUCUUCAAUUUCUGUUGCCCAGAUGUCUUGGGUGAUAAACAACAGUUCAAAACAAGGUAUGAGAUGGCUAUCCUUCGAGGAAAUGACAAGAAUGCUACUGCUCGGGAGAAGCACAUAGGCUCAAAUGUAGCAAAGGAAUUAAGAGAACGGAUCAAGCCAUACUUUUUGCGACGCAUGAAAAGUGAAGUUUUCCUUGAAAAAGAGCUAGGCAAGAAGAAUGAGUUAAUAGUCUGGCUGAAGUUAACAGCCUGCCAGAGGCAAUUAUAUGAAGCUUUUCUAAAAAGUGAGUUAGUUCAUUUAGCAAUACAGCCAAAGGGAUCACCCUUGGCCGCAAUCACAAUAUUGAAGAAAAUAUGUGAUCACCCACUGCUAUUGACUAAGAGAGCAGCUGAGGGUGUCUUGGAAGGAAUGGAUGAAAUAUUAAAUGAUCAGGAUAAGGGAGUGGUGGAAAAAAUGGCCAUGAACCUUGCAGAUAUGGCUCAUGAUGAUGAUGCACUGCAAGUUGGUCAGGAUGUCUCAUGCAAGUUAUCUUUUGUCAUGUCCUUAUUGCGAAACCUUGUUGAAGAGGGGCAUCAUGUUUUAAUCUUUUCACAGACUCGUAAAAUGCUAAACCUUAUUCAGGAAGCCAUAUUAUUAGAGGGCUACAAGUUUUUGCGCAUUGAUGGUACCACCAAGGUUUCUGAGAGGGAAAGGAUUGUGAAGGACUUCCAAGAGGGUCCUGGAGCUCCAAUAUUUUUGCUAACCACACAAGUUGGUGGACUUGGACUUACACUCACUAAGGCGGCUCGUGUCAUAAUAGUUGAUCCUGCUUGGAACCCAAGUACAGACAAUCAAAGUGUUGAUCGCGCUUACCGAAUUGGGCAGACCAAAGAUGUGAUUGUAUACCGCUUGAUGACAUCUGCAACCAUUGAAGAAAAGAUAUACAAAAUACAGGUCUUCAAGGGUGCUCUGUUCAAGACAGCUACAGAGCAAAAAGAACAAACACGUUACUUCAGCAAGAGUGAGAUUCAAGAGCUUUUUAGUUUGCCAAAACAAGGUUUUGAUGUUUCUCUUACGCACAAGCAGUUGCAAGAAGAGCAUGGUCAACAAGUUGUUAUGGAUGAGUCCUUGAGGAAGCAUAUACAGUUUUUGGAGCAACAAGGCAUAGUCGGUGUGAGCCAUCACAGCCUCUUAUUCUCUAAAACAGCAAUCCUGCCCACAUUGAGCGAGAAUGAUGCACUGGACAGCAAACCUCGAGCCGCGCCCAUGAUGUCCCAGCACUAUUAUAAGGGAUCCUCAUCUGACGAUGUUGCCACUGGGGCGGCUCUUGCGUUGAAGCCAAAAGAUGAACAGUUCACUGCUCCAAGGUACUCUCCAAGCAACAGAAAUGCAGAGAGCCCUGAAGAAAUCGAGGCGAGAAUCAACCGCCUUUCACAGACCCUCUCCAACGCGGCGCUGGUGUCGAAGCUACCUGACGGUGCGGAGAGGAUAAGGAGGCAGAUAAGUGAGCUGGAUGAAAAGCUCACGGUGAUUUGAGUCUUCUACGGAGAAGAAGAAAGAGAAGGGGGCCACCGAGGUGAUCUGCUGUCUGUUUAACCUGGCUCAGGUAGGUAGGGUAUGUAGUGUUUUGAUAUUAGUCACUAAGAGUGACUAAUAAGUAGGCCAGCACGUCGUCUCCUUCCCCCCAUGUAUUGUUUUGGUAGUGGUCUGAAGGGGCCUGUUCCCGGUCGGCUUUAUUUGUAAUUAACCACCAAACAAACUGGUUACACACUACUAGGAAGGGGAGUGGAUGUCGAGUAGUACCCGUAGGAGACAUAUGGGAUUCCCACCUGGUGGAAGAAAUGACAUCAAUCAUGCAACUCUUCAACUC
Messenger RNA from Phragmites australis (common reed), 3251 nucleotides. Its product is annotated as SNF2 domain-containing protein ENL1-like. The record is from RefSeq and is a predicted model, not a curated record. Lineage: Eukaryota; Viridiplantae; Streptophyta; Magnoliopsida; Poales; Poaceae. Bases 98 to 2917 code for a protein of 939 amino acids. Gene Ontology annotation, molecular function: ATP binding; DNA translocase activity; ATP-dependent chromatin remodeler activity. The transcript has 20 exons.